AUGCCCACAAUCAGUGUAGACAAAGCGGCCUUCUUCAAAGCUAUAGGCAAAGACUACACCAAAGCCGAGUUUGAAGACCUCUGUUUCGACUUCGGCAUCGAGCUCGACGAAGAUACAACCGACGACAAACGACCCAUGGUCGAUGGCGUCCAAGUGCCUCCCGAGCUCAAGAUUGAGAUCGGAGCGAAUCGAUAUGACAUGUUAUGUUUCGAAGGAAUCGCCAUGAACCUCAACGUCUUCUUGGGGCGACAAGAAAUGCCCAAGUACAGCCUGAGGAUGCCACCGGACGGCAAGUUGCAGACGGUGACGGUGAAGAAGGAGACUGAGCAGAUACGACCAUACUUCUCCGCAGCAAUCCUACGGAACAUCAAGUUCACAAAAGAGCGAUACGAGUCCUUUAUCGCUCUGCAAGACAAACUCCAUCAAAACCUCGCUCGACAACGAACCCUCGUGGCAAUCGGCACCCACGACCUCGACACCAUCCAAGGCCCCUUCACCUACGAAGCCCUUUCCCCCUCGGAAAUCAAGUUCGCCCCUCUCAACCAAACCAAACCCAUGACCGCCUCCGAAAUGAUGGACUUUUACGCCAAGGACAAACACCUCUCCCGCUACCUCCCCAUCAUCCGUGACAGCCCCGUCUACCCCAUAAUCUACGACGCGAACCGGCAAGUCCUGAGCAUGCCCCCGAUAAUCAACAGCAACCACUCCAAAAUCACUCUAGAAACGACCAACGUCUUCAUCGACAUCACCGCCACCGACAAAACGAAACUCGAACUCGUCAACCACACCCUCGUCGCCAUGUUCAGCCAAUACUGCUCCGACCCCUUCACCAUCGAACCCGUCCAAAUCAUAUCCGAACACAACAACCAAACCCGUCGCGUGCCCGACAUAACCCCGCGCCACAUGUCCGCCAGCACAACCUACAUCAACUCCAUCUGCGGCCUCUCCCACUCCCCCCCCGACCUCUGCACCCUCCUAAAACGCAUGUGCCUGCCCGCCAUCCCCUCCCCCACCUCCCCCGACGAAAAACUAGACGUCAGCAUCCCCAUCACCCGAGCCGAUAUCCUCCACCAAGCCGACAUAAUGGAAGACGUCGCCAUAGCCUACGGCUUCAACAACUUACCGCGGCAACUCAUCGCCUCGACCUCCUUCGUCGCCGCCCAGUUACCCAUAAGCAAACUCUCCGACAUCAUCCGCGAUGAAGCGCGCGCCUCUGGGUUCGUGGAAGUCAUGCCCCUGAUCCUCUGCUCGCACGCGGAAAACUACGCCCACCUCAACCGUCCCGACGACAACCUCGCCGUCCGGCUUCAAAACCCCAAAACAGCGGAAUACCAAAUCGUGCGCACGUCGCUGCUCCCGGGGCUGUUGAAGACUCUACGGGAGAAUAAACGGCAUGCGGUCCCUCUGAAGAUUUUCGAGGUGAGCGAUGUGGCGUUUAAGGAUGAGAGGUUGGAGAGGAAGUCCAGGAAUCAGAGGUUUUUUGCUGCCGCGUGGUAUGGGAAGUCUAGUGGGUUUGAGGUCGUGCAUGGGCUUGUGGGGAGGGUGAUGGGGAUGUUGAGGGCGGCUUUUAUUACGAGGGAGCAGGAGGGGGAGGAGGAGGAGGAGAAGGGGGUUGAGGGGGCUACUUAUUGGAUUGAGGGGGUGGAAGAACCUACAUACCUCCCUGGCCACGCAGCAGCCAUCUUCCUUCGUCUUGGUGGCGCGGGUGAGAAGGCAAAGCGGAUAGGGACGUUUGGGAUCUUGCAUCCGACUGUGCUGAAGCAUUUCCAACUUCCGUUCCCGGCUUCGACGCUGGAGAUGGAUGUGGAGGUUUUCUUGUGA
Molecule: messenger RNA, 1821 nt
Organism: Recurvomyces mirabilis
Lineage: Eukaryota; Fungi; Ascomycota; Dothideomycetes; Mycosphaerellales; Teratosphaeriaceae
Gene: FRS1
Product: phenylalanine--tRNA ligase subunit beta
Exons: 2
Coding region: 1-1821 (606 amino acids)
Biological process (GO): phenylalanyl-tRNA aminoacylation
Cellular component (GO): phenylalanine-tRNA ligase complex; cytoplasm
Molecular function (GO): magnesium ion binding; RNA binding; phenylalanine-tRNA ligase activity
Source: RefSeq, a predicted model, not a curated record